Sus scrofa (pig) is the source of this 2938-nucleotide messenger RNA. It is a transcript of the gene RDH11, whose product is annotated as retinol dehydrogenase 11. The record is from RefSeq and is a predicted model, not a curated record. Lineage: Eukaryota; Metazoa; Chordata; Mammalia; Artiodactyla; Suidae.
UGCCCUAAACCGGGCUUUGGACUACAUUUCCCAGAUGGCUUUGCUUCCCGGCCUGUGCUACUUUAUCAGGGCGUGUCUUGGAAGAGAAGCCCAAUCCCCUAGCUACGCUGGGACCUCUCGCUGCGCUUCAGCAGCCGCAGCUGCCUCUAGGCAAGAUGAUUGGGGUCCUGCUCCUGCUCCUUCUUCUCCCUUUGCUCCUGUACAUCGCUGUACCCCAAAUCAGGAAAAUGCUGUCCAGCGGGGUGUGUACAUCAACCGUCCAGCUUCCUGGGAAGGUCGCUGUGGUCACUGGAGCCAACACAGGCAUUGGGAAGGAGACGGCCAAAGAGCUGGCUAAAAGAGGAGCCCGUGUAUAUUUAGCCUGCCGGGAUGUGCAAAAGGGGGAAUCGGUAGCCAGAGAAAUCCAGAACAUGACAGGAAACCAACAGGUAUUGGUGCGGAAACUGGACCUGGCUGAUACUAAAUCUAUUCGAGCUUUUGCUAAGGGCUUCUUAGCAGAAGAAAAGCAUCUCCACAUUUUGAUCAACAAUGCAGGAGUGAUGAUGUGUCCUUACUCCAAGACAGCAGACGGCUUUGAGACGCACAUGGGAGUCAACCACUUAGGUCACUUCCUCCUGACCCAUCUGUUACUAGAGAAGCUGAAGGAAUCAGCCCCAUCAAGGGUAGUGAAUGUGUCUUCCUUAGCACAUCACAUGGGAAGGAUCCACUUCCAUAACCUGCAGGGUGAGAAGUUCUACCAUGCGGGUCUGGCCUACUGUAACAGCAAGUUAGCCAAUGUUCUCUUCACCCAGGAACUGGCCCGGAGGCUAAAAGAUGCAGAAACUAAGUCACAACAUCAGGAACUUGCCCACGGUCACACAGCGAUAAAGCUGAGAUUUGAAACUGGGCAGUCUGACGGCAAAAGCUCUGGCGUUACAACAUACUCAGUACACCCUGGCACAGUUGACUCUGAAUUGGUUCGGCACUCAUCCCUCCUGAGAUGGAUUUGGUGGCUUUUCUCCUUCUUCAUCAAGACCCCUCAGCAGGGAGCCCAGACCAGCCUGUACUGUGCCUUAACAGAAGGUCUUGAGGUUCUAAGUGGAAACCAUUUCAGUGACUGCCAUGUGGCAUGGGUCUCUGCCCAGGCUCGUAACGAGACAGUAGCAAGGCGGCUAUGGGAUGUCAGCUGUGACCUGCUGGGCAUCCCUAUGGAUUGACGGGUGAUGGCAGUUGGACCAAGAGAAGCCUGCAGCACACUACUCAGUACUCCCUGCCAAAAUGAUUCUCCUUCAGGAUGGCCAAAACCUUGAGCACAAAGACUGCAAACCUUCCAUCCUUGCCUGCUUGAUGUUGGAUAAAAGCCCAGUGUACACUGCCAGACUCAUCUAAACGCCUUGCAUUUGUCUAGAUUUAUUUUGUUCCUAUUACUGCCAGAGUUACCAGAGAUAAUGUAGGAUAGGUGGACCCUCAUAUGCCUGCCACCAUAUGACCGCUUGUAUUUUCCCUCUGAAACCUACUACCUAGGAGAGCCUAAGCUAUGGCAGGGUUGAUUUACAGCACUUUAGAUUUGUUUCUGUCCUUCUUGUCCACAAUGUAGUUCCUCUCGACCAAACAACCUUCAAAGGGGCCACGCUGCAGCCUCAGCUAAGCUCCAGGAGUCACAGUGGCUUGGCUCAAGAGCAAGAUUUCUCCCUUAUCUCUUAAGAAAACCAUCAUGGCACCAACAUCUGGAGUCUUGAAAGAAACUCUUAACUGAAUCUGGGUUGUGGCAUGGCUUCAUCUCUGACACCGCUUUUAAGACACUUUCCCAUGCCUAGACCACAAAAGAGCUUCCUUUUCUAAGAAGGUAGUAGGGUUUAGGGGAUGGUAGGAAUUUGGGGGAAGGCAGAGAUAAAAAUCAAAUUGAAACUGUCAUUCAUUUUUCUAUUUCUCAAACCAGCAAGAGGGUAGUGGAAGAAGCAGUUUGCAAAGAUAUGCCACCUGACUUCAAUUACUGAAGGAGGCCUCAUUUUUGUGCCUUAGUUUCUCUUAGAGAACCAGAAGACAGGAAAGGCUUUUUGAUGAUUGUCCCUGAGUGUAUCUUUGUGUGUGUUCUUUUAUAUUUAUGCAGUUGGGAGCAUUCAAAAUAGCCACAAAGGAACAGUAUUAUACUGGAUCCUAGUGCAGGUAAAUGAUCAGAGACCGAUCAAAUCAGUGUCAUUCAGUCUUUGAUACAAAUGGGUAGAGCUACAAAUAGAAGUGAACUUUGUAUCUGCUCAGAACUACCAAUCAAGAAGCACAUGGGUAGCAUGGAAGAAAUCCAAAAAAGAAUCCUAGAAGAUACUGCAUGCAAAGGCAAUGAAGGGACUAGUUAAGGGUUUGUUUUUCAGUCCCGGGCCAGGGAUUGAAUCCGAACUACAGCUGUGGCAACACUGGAUCCUUUAACCCACUGCGCCUGGCUGGGGAUAGAACCUGAGCUUCCACAGCAACCUAAACUACUGCAGUCAGGUUCUUAACCCACUGCGCCACAGCACGAACUUCUUCAACAAAAUAUUUUAAGGACUGGUGUUGGUAAUUACAGUCAAUUUAAAAAAUCUUUUAGGGCAUUUCCUUACAUUAUCUUGAUAUUAAUGUCUACUGUACUUGCUAGAAAUCUACAUUUGGAGAACUUUUAUCAAAAGGAAUGCUGCUGAAGGAAGGCUGAGGAAUUGGUAAUAGUUCAUCCCCUGUUUUGAGUACAUACUUCUACUAGAGUUUGUGAUUUUCUUGGACUAACAUAUAUUCACUUAGGUGGAGAAAAGAGUGUAGGACCACAGUCUUCUCAUAUUUGUAAAUAAUCUUUUGUUGAACUUGUUUUGACCAUUAAACUAGACAUAGUUAUUUUACGGAAAAAUUGGGAAACUUUUGAUAAUAGUGUGGAACUGAAUUAAUAUUUAAUGUAUAUUGAACUGUCAAUCACAAAUAAAAACUUUUGAUUAUG